Messenger RNA from Hippocampus comes (tiger tail seahorse), 6908 nucleotides. It is a transcript of the gene brsk1a, whose product is annotated as BR serine/threonine kinase 1a. NCBI's taxonomy places the organism in Eukaryota, Metazoa, Chordata, Actinopteri, Syngnathiformes, Syngnathidae. Gene Ontology annotation, cellular component: cytoplasm. Gene Ontology annotation, biological process: intracellular signal transduction; protein phosphorylation. The transcript has 21 exons. The record is from RefSeq and is a predicted model, not a curated record. The coding region runs from base 2339 to 4936 and encodes 865 amino acids. Gene Ontology annotation, molecular function: ATP binding; protein serine/threonine kinase activity.
CCUCAAAAGAUCUGUUCUCUGCAUAUUCAUUAGGAAGACUCCCAAAAGAAAGGAGAAUUAAAGUAUUUAACAACCCUUGUCGAACUACAGUGGCUAUAAUAUAAAGUCUACACACCCUGUUCAAAUGUCAGGUUUUUGUAUUUAAAAAAAAGAGUAAUAUAAAUGGAAAUAAUUUGAAACUUUUUCCAAAGCUAUAACCUGUACAACUCAACUGAAAAAAGCAAACAACUAAAAAUGGCAGACAUCUUUUUGAGAGGGUCCGCAAAAGUAAAAAACUGAGGUAAUGUGCUUGCACAAGUCUCCCCACCCUUUUUUAACUGGAAAACGUGGCUGUGUUCAGAACCGACCAAUCACAUUUAAACUCCUGUUAAAUGGGAGUCGGCGCACACCUGCCGCCAUUUCAAGUGCCUCAGGUGAACCGCAGAUAAAGUUCAGUUGUUCUCAUAGAGAUGCUGGAUCUGUCUUAUUUUUUUCCUCACACAAAAACCUGGCAUUUGAACACUGGGGUUGAGACUUUUUAGAUGCACUGUAUUUUCCCCAUCACUAAGCUGCCAGUACAUGACACCGUCACGCUUCAGAAGGGUCUGCCUUCCCUCUCCCCGCCCAGUCCAUGCGGCGGCUCCCUUCUUCGUGUCUUUGCAUAGCAGAUGUGCACUUGACCGCAACCUCCUGCAGGAGCACGCUCUCGACGCAGCGCAGCUGUCCUGUCAACAUGCCGAGCUCUGACGAAGCUGCGCCGGCACCGUGUCAGCUUAUAAAAGCGAACGUUGGCAAGUGUGUCAUAGAGAAGGACGCAGCGGAGUGCAAAGACCUUGUAGACGCCUUUCAUGCCUGUGCAAAGACCCUGUCUGAAGGAUCGUGACAUUUUCCAGCCGGAAGUGCAUGGACUGAAUCAUCUCAAAAACCGGAGAAGAGGAGACAUGUCUGCACAAUUAACUUGUCAAUGCCGGCUGUGUUUUGUGAAUGUUGGCAAUGGAGUCUUUGUGUGGGCCUAUUUUUUAUAAUAAACUCAAAUAAUUGAAUUAAACUCCAGCCUCUAUUAUUGUUUUUUGUUCACUGAGUCUGUCCGGAUCAGACUUGGUUGAGUGUCAAAACACGCAAAAAGCAGUGUAACUUGGCGUUUUUACAUUGAAAGAGUAAUAUUUUCCCUUUUGAAGACACUGAAAAUUGCUUGUGUGAAUUUCCCCCCUUUUAUGUUCACUGUAUGCACUGGAUGUAUGUACUAAUAAUAAUAAUAAUUUAUUAUUUUUGCAUUGUCACUCUUCAGCAGAUGUGCCCCCCCUCGGCAUCGUCAUCUCCCACCGGCUUGUCGGGGCUGUUUCUGGCCUGGAUGCCGGAGGAGGAGGAAGAGGAACGGGAGGAGGGCGGGGCGGCGGAGCUGGACUCGAGGAUGGAGAAGGACCCGGAUGCUGAUGCGACUGAUGCGAAACAAGAGAGGGAGAAGAAAAAAGAUCGGUUUACGGCAAGAAAAGCGAAGGCAGUGUAAUACAACGGGGCCUAUUAACCCUGCGCCAACUAUCACCGACAGCUAAGGAGGCACCCCUGGGGAGGUAGCGCUAAACAGGGGAUAGACUGUGUCGCUUUUUUUUUUUUUUUUUUUGCACCUGCUUCGGAGAAGAUGCUGCUGUGAUAUCGGCUGCCUCCUCGCAGGGAUGUAGAGCCGAGCGCUGGCCGAAGGGAGGACAGGACAGGACAGGCGGGGGAAGGACUUCGACCGACGCCGGCUACGCGCAGCAUCCAUCCACCUGUCGAGAGAAUGAGGCGCCCGUCGGAGCAGUGUACCAAGCGUUUCUCGGUGGCCGACGAGUCGAGGCGGCGCGGCUUAUUUUGACAGGACCCGCCGCUGGGUCAAGGCGCCGAAGCUAAAGCUACAAGCUAGCCUCGCUGCUGUGUGGGAGAGCGGCGGCGAGGCUACGUUUAGCAUGUCGCUGCACCCCUGAGGCCCGACAGCGAGAGAAAUAACAUUUAGAUUCACUCCGCACCUUUCUCUGUAUUUCUUUUCCCUCAGACUCGUCUUUGAAUAGCCGUCAUGUCGCUCUCGUCAAAUAUGUGACAAGAUGUUAUGCAAAUACGCUUGAAUUGAUUAGUUUGCCAUGUUUAUUGCUUUUCUUCAGCACGAAUGACCUGUUUCGUAAAUUCUCCCCAAAAAUAACAAAAAGGAAUCACUAAUUAGUCAGGUUUAAAUGGAGGCUUUGACUGACUACCCUCCCCGUGUGUUGUGUGUCUUCAAGUGUGAGUGCUGUGUAUGCCACAAUAACACCCGCAUAAGCUGUAGAAUAGUACAGUAAUUGCAAUAAUCGCCGCACUUUUAGUCCAGUGUUCCUCAAGUAACAGCAGUAUGAGUAAGGAACUGUCUUUGAGUCAGUCCGCUCAGUAUGUCGGACCCUUUCGGCUGGAAAAAACACUGGGAAAGGGACAGACGGGACUGGUCAAGCUUGGGGUCCACUGCAUCACCGGUCAGAAGGUUGCCAUCAAAAUCGUCAAUAGGGAGAAGCUGUCUGAGUCGGUGUUAAUGAAGGUCGAGAGGGAGAUCGCCAUCCUGAAACUCAUCGAGCAUCCGCAUGUGUUGAAGCUGCACGAUGUAUACGAGAACAACAAGUACCUAUACCUGGUAUUGGAGCACGUGUCAGGAGGAGAGCUCUUCGACUACCUGGUAAAGAAAGGCCGUUUGACUCCCAAAGAAGCCAGGAAGUUCUUCAGGCAGAUCAUUUCCGCAUUGGAUUUCUGCCACAGUCACUCCAUCUGCCACAGGGACUUGAAGCCGGAGAACCUGCUGCUGGAUGAGAAGAACAACAUCCGUAUCGCUGACUUUGGUAUGGCAUCACUCCAGGUGGGUGACAGCCUGUUAGAGACCAGCUGCGGAUCACCGCAUUAUGCGUGCCCUGAGGUCAUACGGGGGGAGAAGUAUGAUGGAAGGAGAGCAGACGUGUGGAGCUGUGGGGUCAUUCUUUUUGCUCUGCUCGUGGGCGCCCUGCCGUUCGACCAUGACAAUUUACGCCAGCUCCUGGAAAAAGUGAAGAGUGGCGUGUUUCACAUGCCGCACUUCAUCCCCCCGGACUGCCAGUCCCUGCUGAAGGGCAUGAUUGAGGUCAACCCCGAAAAGCGUCUCACGCUGGAGACCAUUCAGAAACAUGCCUGGUAUUUGGGUGGGCGCAACGAGCCUUGUCCUGAGCAGCCCCCUCCUAGAAGAGUGUGCGUGAGGCGAAUCUUAUCCCUGACUGAGCUGGACCCGGAUGUGUUGGACAGCAUGCACUCACUAGGCUGUUUCAGAGACCGCGUCAAGCUCACGCGAGAUUUGCAAUGUGAAGAGGAAAACCAGGAAAAGAUGAUUUAUUACCUGCUGUUGGACAGGAAAGAGCGGUACCCCAGCUACGAGGACGAGGACUUGCCUCAGCGCAAUGAUGCCGAUCCUCCCCGGAAGCGCGUGGACUCACCCAUGCUGACGCGUCACGGUCGCUGCCGUCCCGAGAGGAAGAGCCUGGAGGUGCUGAGCGUGACGGAACAGGGCUCUCCCACGCCUCCUCGCCGGGCUCUGGAUGCCGCACACAGCCAGAGGUCUCGCUCGGUGAGCGGAGCUUCCACCGGUCUCUCCUCCAGCCCUCUCAGUAGUCCCAGGUCCUAUCAAAGUCCCAUUUUCACUUUCAGCCAAUCAGACGUCACCUCCGCCGCCGCCGCGUCCCCCCAAACAAAGGAGCCCAAACAGGGAUGCGCCACGACACCUCGCCCAGGGCGGGCUCACGACAGGCCCAAAGCUCCCCCCCAUCCAAAGACCCAGACCCUGCCCACCAAGGGACCCGCCGAACGGCUUCACCUCCAGCCCGUCAAAUCCCUGCCUCUGCACAACCCAUCCUCCCGCUCGCCCUCUCCCUCGCCCCUGCUCUCGCCCGUUCCCCGUUUCUUCUUCCCGUCGUCCUCUGUCCUAAAGUCCGUGACCAAGAGCCUGUACCCAAACUCUGCCCGCUCUGUGCCGCAGGUCACUCCCCAGGGCUCUCCGUUGCCCACGCCCUUGGGCACCCCUGUCCACCACCCUCAGCACCCCUCCUCCACCCCACCCUCCUCCUCCUCGUCCUCCUCCUCCUCGCGGGCCGAGGGAGGGGGCGGGGUGGGCUCCCUGUCGCUCACCCCGCCCUCCAGCCCCGGAGGGGGAAGCGGCAUGGCGGCCAGCAGCUCCGCCCACUGGAGGACUCGCCUCAAUUCUUUCAAGAACAACCUACUGGGCUCACCUCGGUUCCAUCGGCGCAAACUGCAAGUGCCCACGUCGGAGGACAUGUCCAGUUUAACACCAGAAUCCAGCCCUGAGCUGGCCAAGAAGUCGUGGUUUGGGAACUUCAUCGGCCUGGAGAAAGAGGAGCAGAUCUUUGUGGUGAUCAGAGACAAACCUCUGAGCUCCGUCAAAGCCGACAUCGUCCACGCCUUCCUGUCUAUCCCGUCGCUCAGUCACAGCGUCAUCUCGCAGACAAGCUUCAGGGCCGAAUACAAGUCCUCCGGCGGCCCUUCCGUCUUCCAGAAGCCCGUCAAGUUUCAGGUGGAUAUUGCCUUCUCCGAGGGCGAGAAGGAGCGGGACAGGGAGAGGGCCGAGAGGGACGGCAGGAGGGAGACGGGAAUCUACAGCGUGACCUUCACCCUCAUGUCAGGUCCGAGUCGCAGGUUCAGACGAGUGGUGGAAACGAUUCAAGCCCAGCUUCUCAGCUCCCAUGAUCAACCCCUGGUGCAAGCCCUAUCUGAUCCUUUCCCAGAUGAGAAGAACGGCCGACCCCACCGGACGCCCACCCGGCAAAAUUCCAGGCGCUCAGAGGGUGGGGGCGACAGGUGCGAGUGGGGCGAGCGAGCAGAUGGCGGCGGCCUCGGAGGCAGCGGGGGAGUUCUGCAGCGCAGAGGCUCGGCGAAGGAGAGAACCCGAAUUCUGUCCACCAACGGAACACAAUCGCAACCGUAGGUUCAAACGAGACUCCGUGCCACGGGAUGCCGCAGCGGCUUCCGCAUUCUUUGACUUCAUCUUUGAGCGUCCCCGCAAAACACAAGCUCCUCCCUCGACUAAGUCGGAGAUACUUUGAUCAUAGCAAGAAUUGAGCCUACCCCCAUCUUGCUUUUUAACUAUUGUCUGGAUCCUUCGGCCGACCCGGACUGCAACCCUUAAACGAGAGCGACGGAAUGGCCCUUUGGUGACAACAUAACACAUGAAUGAGUAGUUUGGUCUCCCGCCGUGGCUGCAGUUUCUCAAAAUCAAGAGUAGGAAUUUUGAAGUGCUAAUGUGCAUGCCGGUUAGCAAAUCAGCCUGCUCAAGGAUGCCGACGAAACCUGAUAGCUCGUCCUCCGUAAGCAUUGUACGACAAGAUCUGAUACCAAAAAGAAUUAGGCGUGCUGCGACGGCUCUCGAGCUUGGAUGGAAAAUGAACCGCUGCGUCUUUCACGUCACUCUCGGGUGAUGUGCGGACAACUCGUCGGCUCACGACAUCGUGUACGUCGGAGGCAGAUUAAACCUGAAGCAUCCUCCUCACUGAGUGGGAGCGAGCUGAGAAAAAAAAAAAAAAAAGGGGCCCUGAUCUUCUCAGGAAGGCAGCGUCCUACUCCGACUCAAAGAAAACCAACAAAGUAAGCUAUGUCAGUGAAUGUGAGAAAUUAUUUUUUUAUUUGGUCCGUAUUUAUUUUCCUUUGAGGACGUGCGGCGGUAGCAGCAAGGACAGCAUACGUGGCAGUGCUGGGGAGAGGAAGCUGCCUCCUCAGUGCAACAUUUUUUUCAUUUUUUCAUUUCUCUUCAGAGACAAGAUGAACUCAUGUCUUUGGACUCCCGUUACUCUGAGGGAAAUUAUUGUUUGAUUUCGACAGAAAUAGCAACAUUACUCGAUGAAAAGAGAGAAAGAAAGAGAGGAAAAAACCCGACAUGUGAAUAUGUCCAUGAACCUCAUCCCAGCUGUUUGUCCCACAUUGAAAGAGAAUGACAUUCCUGGCCUGCGACGCUUCAGACCGCAGCCUCCUUUACUUGUCAAACUCUCGCCAGAGUAUUCCGACAAGACGGACACACAAAACGCACACGUUCAUGGUUUCGCGGCUCUCUGUGUCAGAUUCCCGGUUGAGCUGGACUUUGGAAAGGGGAAGUAAGCAGAUCCUCUCAUCCUACCCCGCACACAGUCAUGUCGUAGUGUUACUCCAGUUCUCGAAUAGACUAGCUGAUGCGCAUCACCAGUCUUCCAUGCGGCACAAUAUGCAACAAAUGUGCAGGACAGUGCUCAUUUCUGCUUUUUUUUUUUUUUUUACCUAUUUAUUCAAGCACGCAGCCAUUUGUUCAUCUUUCACUUAUUUUCACGAUUGGUUGUCCGCAGAUUAACUUUUUCCAUCACGUGAACAGUCAAUGGCAAUACAGCGUGAGCUCAGUUUAUCUGAGGUUGAAUUCAUCAGGCUUGGCGCUGGUAUACGUGGGAGAGUGGUGCUUGAUGGCAGAGUAACUUGACAGAUACGCAACCCAACCACCAAACCAGAACAGGCAUUUUGCCCAUUCCCCCGCCACCCCACACGUGCCAAUUUACUCCAUCUUUUCAUUUCAUUCCCAGGUCACUCUGACCCGUUUGUCCGCCCCCUCACAUGUUGUGCGAGAAACCGUCGUUCGCUUCACUCUCUGCACUCGCUUUAUGGUUGCUCGCCGCCAUCCGAUUCAUCUUUCUCUUCUACACGCCACAUUCACUGUCAUUGACCCAACUGUGGCCAAGAUUGUAAACUAUCCUACAUCCAUCAAGGGUCAGUAGAAAAAGGUGUUCAAAAAAUGUCUGUAUCAUAAUUUAAAUAUGAAAAGUGCACUCUUAUAACUAUUGCCUGUGAUUUAAAAAAAAAACAAUUACAAUUGAAUUGAGGGUCAAAAAUAAAGAGAGAUCCACCUUCUUGUUAUGGUUACAAUAAUAAACCCUAAAUCUGUG